UAAUUAUUUCAAAACCAUAUGCUUAGCGUGAAAAGAAGAUUUUGCAUAUACUUACCUAAUAAUUUUUAACAUAUGAUUUAAUUCAUGAAUUCGAACCUAAUUUCUUUCAUGAAUCUGAGCCUUACACGUUUGUCCAAAACAACUCCUUGGAUUUUCGUUCCCAACAAGAAUUGGUGCUGUUAUCUAGUGCAACAAUGGGCUGGAGGAGGAAGCAAAUCUAGGAUUCCUGUGUAAUAUCUUGUGCAACAAUGGAGUUGAGGAGUGCCUUGUGUACAGUGGUUUUUCUGUUAUGGAUGAAAAACUUCCCAACAAGAACAGAUGGUGCUCUGGCACAGGUCUGCAACGCUAACAGAUACUCUAAUGGAAGCGAAUUCGAGGUGAAUGUGAAGAGGGUUUUGGCCCAUCUUGAAAGAAGUGCGAGUGAAAGCUGGUUGGAGGCAGUUUCAGCAGGGGAAAAUGGGAGUCCGAACCAGGUGUUUGGUCUGUUUCAGUGCAGGGGCGAUGUAUCAAGAAAAGAUUGCCAGAGCUGUGCGCAUGAAGCUGUGGUGGAGGCCUAUAAAACAUGCCCAGGAGCCACAGGAGCCCUUGUGUGGUUAGAACUCUGCUUCUUGCGCUAUCAAGAUUCCAACUUUACCUCUGACGUGAAAUCUCAGGACAUUGUGGGCUCUGUCUGUAAUAAUGUGGCUGUGCCCAACCUUGGAGGCGGUUACACGCUUGCUAUUCGAGCUCUCAUGAAGAAUCUGGCUCUUAAGGCUUCUCUUCCUGGUAACAGGGGUUUUGCCUCUGGACAGAGCGUUGAUUCUUCAGGGGACACCAUUUUUGGACUUGUCCAGUGCUUACAAUUGCCCUUUGUCAACUGUUCUCAAUGUGUAUCAGAUGCCAUUGAAGGAAUGCCUGAGAACUGUUUGAGUGACAGUGGAGGACAGAUCUUGGUUGGUAGUUGCCAUAUUCGUUUUGGUAAAGAUAAGUUUUUCAGUUCCCCUGUUCCAUUGUCAUCUCAGCAAACAACUUCAUUUCACCAGCCUUCCACUUCCAUUUCUAACACACAUGAAAAAUCAAAAAACAAACUACCCAUUAAGCUGAUAAUAACCAUGGCGGUUUUGGGAGGACUGUUUUUGAUAUUGGUUUACUGCUUGAUCAAGUUAAGCCCAGUUAGCAGAAGGGGUGAAGUGGCACUAUUCAAAUCCAUGAGGCAUGAUCAAGAGGCACAAGAAGACAACUCAGAGGAAGCACUUUCUCAACAGGAACAGAUUAUUUUCGAGUUUAAGACACUGAAACUUGCCACCAAAAAUUUUCAUGAUGACAACAAGGUUGGAGAGGGUGGAUUUGGUCCCGUUUAUAAGGGUAUUCUGCUGGAUGGAAGGCAAAUAGCAGUGAAGAAACUAUCCUUGAAUUCCAAGCAAGGGAAAAAUGAGUUCUUGAACGAAGUCAAAAUUGUGGCCAAAAUUCAACACAGAAAUCUUGUGAAACUAUUGGGCUGUUGUACUUUCAGAACAGAAAAGCUGCUGGUUUAUGAAUACAUGCCAAAUAACAGCUUAGAAAAGAUGCUAUUCGAUGCAAAGAAACGCCAGAUGCUGGAUUGGAGUAAGCGUUACAAUAUCAUAAUUGGUGUAGCCAGGGGACUUCUGUACCUUCACGAGGACUCUCAACCUCGCAUCAUCCAUCGAGAUAUCAAGGCCAGCAAUAUUUUGCUCGACGAAAAUCUCAAUCCCAAAAUCUCAGACUUUGGAAUGGCCAGGCUUGUGGGAGAAAACACCACUCAGAUUAACGCAAGAAUUGCAGGAACUUAUGGAUAUAUGGCUCCAGAGUACGCUCUGCGGGGUGAACUAUCAAUAAAGGUCGAUAUCUUCAGCUUUGGGGUUUUACUGCUAGAAAUUCUGAGCGGGAGAAAGAACACAGACAUCAGUUUGCCCUCAAACAUGCAAAUUCUUUUACAUUGGGCAUGGGGGCUGUACAUAAGAGGAAAAGGAAUAGAUAUAAUGGAUCCAAUGCUUGGAGAAGUAGGGCAAGGGGAGUUGGAGAGAUGCAUUCACAUUGGGCUGCUGUGUGCACAGGCGGAUGAGACAGCGCGCCCGUCAAUGUCCUCUGUUUUUCUGAUGCUUUCGUCGGACUCUAUUGCCUUACCUCUUCCCACCAUACCCGGAUUCGUGCAUGUUGCUCAGUCUGUAGGAAAUUCCACCAUUUUUCCAAGAGACAAAGACGCUGAUUUGUCCAGGAUAUCGAUAGCAUCCAAUUCUUCUUCGCACAGCCCUUUGGUUGUUUAUUCCAGAAACGAUAUUUCCAUCACUCUGAUUGAAGGCAGAUAAAAUCAACUUCUUUACAGAAUGCUUUGCGCUUCCUUUUUGACAAUGAAUUGAAUGUAGAAUAUUUUUGUUGUAAAUGUAAUCCUAGGUAACAGCCUGAAUGGAAAAUGAUCUGCUGGCUGUUUAGUAUGAAGUGUUCAGAAUUUCAUCUACUAUUGUACUAUAGAUAUACCUUUUGCCAGUUCUUUGUGCCUGCAAUUGUUUACAAAUAAACAAAGAAACAUGCCCACACCAUUGCUUGUUGCAGUUGAACUUCUGUGAUUUAUCAUUAUCUGUGAUACCCAUAAAAAAAAUCAAAAAAUAGGAUCUUGGUUCAAGGGAAUAGAAUAAUGGCGGUUCCAAUGAAGCUCUGGUUUCAGCCUGAAGUUUUUCCUUCUCAUAUUUUGUGCCUUGGUGGCAUUUUUACAGUGUCAUAUUGAUUUUAUGGAUUCUUUGGGCAUGGAUAUUCAUUGGCCGGUUUUUAUCUAAAUUUUUUCUGGUUUCAUCCUGAAGUUUUUCCA
Molecule: messenger RNA, 2803 nt
Organism: Cryptomeria japonica (Japanese cedar)
Lineage: Eukaryota; Viridiplantae; Streptophyta; Pinopsida; Cupressales; Cupressaceae
Product: cysteine-rich receptor-like protein kinase 25
Exons: 7
Coding region: 249-2306 (685 amino acids)
Biological process (GO): protein phosphorylation
Molecular function (GO): protein kinase activity; ATP binding
Source: RefSeq, a predicted model, not a curated record